AACAACCUACCACUACACCGAUUUUCAGUCUUUUUUUUUUUACGUUGCGUUCGGUUUUUUUUUUUUUUUGAACUCCUUCCAUCGGGAAGUUUGAACUAUAACCUAUGGUGAAAACCGCGAAUCUCACCGGCGCGAGAGACCGAGGGGAGAACAACGCAGAGGACAUUUAGGAAGUAUCGAAGCUGCUGUUUUAAACCCGUAGAUAUCCCAUGUGCCGGAGACGUGAUGCUCUCUCUCUUAUUCUGCUCCAGUUCUGUAUGAAAACGAGAUAGUCCGACUUUAUUACCGAGCUAAGCUAUUUCGACUGUGGCUGUUCUCCCAACUUUUUUUUUCCUUCCGGGCUCUUUAUAUAUAGUCCCCUGGAGCUCUCAUCCACGCUAAUCCCGUGCCGGAGAGUCCAGUUUAGACUUAGUCUUUACAGGGGAGAGAAGGAAGGAGAAAAUCGUUUAAGUUGGUUGUUGUUUGAGAGAUGGAUGUGAGAGUUUACCCACCGCCUCAUCAGCUGCUAGCCGCGUCGGACCACGCUAGACUGGGACAGCUUUCAUACCCCGACCCGUCUCUAGUGAACAAGAUGGAUGGGGACACUAUGUUCCUGGGCAUGCCAGAGGCCGGAUUUGACUUCGCCUCAGCCAAUCAGUUCCGUGUGCCGCAGCCUCCCCAACCGCCCAGCAAGCAGACACCCCCCAAUCUUGCAGCACAGCACUGGAGGAGGGAGACUAACAUGGCCGACACACACCGACUGCCCUGGUCAUACUCAGUGGGUUUGGGUGACGAGGAUUUCAACAUCCCCCACAUCACUCCCUCAACCCUGCCAGAGCACAUGCUGCCCCAGCAUCUCCCCCCUGGCUCCACUUCCGGACCGUACCAUCCGCUAGCCCCCGCCUCUGUCUCAGCCCCCCAACACCCCUACCAGCUACAGGGAAUGGACCUGCCUGGCAUGCCUGGGAGCCAUGAUGGCGGCUCUGUGUUGAACCAAGACGGCGGCGUGUUUGGCCAAGACAGCGGCCCGAUGACGAGUACUCUGUCAGUGAUGCAGCAGAUGGUAAACUCUGAUUUGCGGUUUGCCAGCAGCCAACAGCCAAUAGAAGCAGCUCUUGGACCCAGGGGCCAAUCAGGCAUGGGCCAGCAAAGUCAGCUAACCACUAUUAACCAAUCCAUGCUUGGGCUGAGUGGGAACUCUGUCACCCAUAAUUCUCCUUCACCACCAGGAAGUAAAUCUGCCACACCCUCUCCCUCCAGCUCUGCUCAUGAAGACGAGAAUGAUGAUGCGCUAAGGCAGAGUAGUGGAGCGGAGAAGCGGCCAGCAGCAUUAGACACCCUUAAAAAACCCAAAACACCAAAGAAGAAGAAGCGUAAAGACCCCAAUGAGCCGGUGAAGCCAGUGUCUGCCUACGCCUUGUUCUUCAGAGACACCCAGGCCAACAUCAAAGCACAGAACCCAAACGCCACCUUCGGAGAGGUGUCAAAGAUCGUGGCCUCCAUGUGGGACGGCCUCGGGGAGGAACAGAAACAAGUGUACAAGAAGAAGACAGAGACAGCCAAGAAGGAGUAUCUCAAACAACUGGCUGCAUACAGGGCCAGUCUAGUCUCUCAGAGUUACAGCGACCCAUCCGAAAUGAAACCUCCCCACUCCUCCUCCUCUUCCUCUUCCACCUCAGGGUCCAUGUUCACAGCCAAACCCCCAGUCUACCCUGGUCAUCCAGGACAGCACCCCUCUCCUCACUCCCUCCCCCACCCUCCUCCCAUCCCUGCCCCCCACCACCCGGGCAUGUACAUGCCCUACCCGCACCCCACACACCCUUCCCAUACCCCAACCUCUGGCCUUAGCCCCCACCUGCCCCCCCACCCCCAGAUGCAUCCCCAAUUGCAAGCCCUGUCCUCCAGAGGGACCGCCCCCAGACCAAGUGUCCCCCACCAGGGUGCCCUGUCCCUGGGCAGUGUGGUGGCAGCUUCCCCACCCCCGCUGCAGGUUAGCCCUCCGCUCCACAGUCAAGCACACCUAGGAGGGCUGCAUAGUCCACACCAUCAGCCUCACCACCAGCAGCAGCAUCAGCAGCUCAGCGGACACACACUGGCCAUGACACAAUCACCUGCCAUCACACAGGGUUACCCCGCCUCGCUCCAGUCAGAGUAUCAGCCAAUGGGAGGAGGUAUGCUGAGUAGUGGAGCUGUGAUGUCCUCCUCAGUGGAUUACCAUCAACUGGGGCGACCUACACCCAAUCACCAUUCCCUUGACUGGAGCACUGAUUACCAUGGCAACGGGGGUCUCUAGAGAUAACUCUCUGAUCAUGAGUUAGUCUAAGGUUGAAGUGUGAGACCAACUCUCAGCCAGACCCUUCUUCCUUCACAGCUCAUAGCAGACCUCUACUAGACCUGGACCCAUUUUAACCCAACCUUAACCCCUUGCAAGACCACAACACAGGCCCAUGCAGUUGGACCUACACGGGAUGGAUAACCCAACCCAAGCCAGGACUGUCUUUUUUUGGAUUUGACAUUAAUUGGGUUAACUCCACCUUAGUUAACCACUUUAAGCAGAAGCCUGUCACUGUACAGCCAGAUAUAUGGCCCGAUAAGGCAAUGCAGGACUAUAUAAAGGGCAAGCAGUGUUGGACCACCCCUGAAAACAACCUCAACCCAGUCCCACCUGUUGAUAUGCCUUCCUCAAACUGACAGAGACCACAACUAUGUGCUCCUGUAUACUCGACCUCAACCCAACUUCAUCCCUGUUUCAGCUAGUCCUGCUUUACUUUCAACUUCAACUUGUUUUGAUGGCAUUCAGCUGACUCUGAGCCAGAGAAGUCUGCUAUACUUUGCUCUCACAUGUACCAUUUGGUCUCCCCAGUUGAACUAAUCUAGCAGAGGAUUUUAAAUGGGGACACAGGGGAGCCAUAACUUCAAGUGAGAGCAAAUAUUGAGUGGCAUCAGUAGAAUUACACAUUCUUGUAUAUCACCGUGUUCACCAGUAGUCUAAGAAUAAACUACUGUGGACACAGCAGGGCAGCAUUAGGAACAAGAACAAUUCUUUUAGCCCUUGCAUGACUCAAACUGUCUGAUGCAUACUGUGGGUAAAUUCUACCAGCGACUGCAUGUUAAAUUCAGCUGAUCAUCUAAACACACCGCUGUAUUCAGAGUUCUUUAACAGUCCCUAAAUAAACAAUAUCAUAGAUUUGACGAGGGAUAUACUGGCUAAGGGAGUGAGUUCAGCCUGUUCUGUGAUCCAGCUGUCGAUAUAUGUGUCCCUGGUUAUUUAGCUCUUUGGUGGUAUACUUAAAAUGGAUGUAGAACAAGGUAGGUAUACUGUGAUAUCAUCAGCAUAGCUUUAUAGUUCAUUGGUGACUAGGCUAAGAGUUGAGUAUUCACAACAUGCCCACAGAAAGCUGGGGGAUACUGCUUGUUCUUUUUAUUUCAGUUCUGCCCCAAUGGUCUUUUAGCACUUAACUAGUGGAGUUUGACCUGACACAUAAUAACCACAAAUGAACCAAAUCCACACACUUAGUUUUUAGAAAACGCUUUGAAAGUUGGCUCCAAAAAGGGUCUGAACAGUGAAUGUUAAAUGCUGUAACACAGGUGUUUGACCGGUCCAUCAAACGUAAAUAAAAAAUACUGUCAAAGCUGACCGGCCUCAUCUUUAACCUCAUAGGUAAGGAUUAGUCCACUUCAAACUCUCUGGUUCUGCAUCCAAAGAUAUCAGAGCGAGGGACCACAAGCGAAGAAAAAUAUGCUGCUGUCCGAUGCUAUUUGAGCUCAGCGGCAUCAUUAGUGAUGGUUCCCUUUUGUGUUACUGCUCACAGGCAGACACAGGCAAUAAGCAGAAAGAAUCAAAAAGCACUGAGGAUUUCAUCGGUGCCUGUCUGAUUUCUGGCUAGUCUGACACAAGUACAUCUAUCUAUCUGUGGUAAACACUGAUUAGAAUAUACCCCCCCCCCGGUUUGUAACUUCAUACACUGUGUGGAGGAGUCCCCCCCCCCCCCCCGUUUGUCAUACAUCGUCUACUGCGAUAGACAAAAAGUAUUCUAAAUUAUGAACGGAAGCUGUGUUUGAAAAGCGGCGUGAUACUGCCCCUUGAUCAUGCCGGCUUAUUUAACUGAAACGUAAGGAACGAGAAAGAGAGCGAGAGAGGGAGAGAGAGAAAGAGAGGCGAAACAGCAGCCGAAGCUGUCAGUUGCCUGUUAACCAGGCGUGGAAUUGUGAAUAAUUAUGUGAAAUGAAACUGUUCUCAUAGUUCUCUAGCAGUCAGCCUCAGACCUGCGGCGGAUGGAAAACCGUGGCUUUUAAGUCCACUAGAAAUGAAACAGUCAAAACGAUGGUUUGCUUAGAAAAUACUCCUGUAGAAUAACAACGCCGUGUUGAAAAUGUCUGUUGAUUAUAUUGAUUUUGAUUUGACAAAAUCCAUGUGUAUGUGUGUGGGGGGGGGGUGCGUGCGUGCGUGUGUGUGUAUGCAUGGAUGUUUGUGUAAAGCCUGUAAAUGAAGGAGGAGAAGCCGAACUGUAAACCCAGAUACGCAGUUGUGUCAGCUGUACCUCUUUACGCCCGGUCACUAUUUAAGAAACUAUAACUGUUGCAGGGUUGAAUGCCUUUUGUUGUUAUUGUUUGUUUUUUUGUUUGUUUUUUUUUUAAAAUAAUGUAAAGUUUUGUUUUUAGUGUUAACGGUUUUGACAAGGGACGUCAGCCUUUCUGUAUCUGUUUAUGAUUAAUGUGUCAUCUGACGGGGAAAAAAGGACUCCAGGCAACAGUAACCACGUGAAGAUUUUCCUAUUUUUAGAUUCUAAUAAUGUGUUUGAGAAUAAA
Molecule: messenger RNA, 4788 nt
Organism: Lampris incognitus (smalleye Pacific opah)
Lineage: Eukaryota; Metazoa; Chordata; Actinopteri; Lampriformes; Lampridae
Gene: tox
Product: thymocyte selection-associated high mobility group box
Exons: 10
Coding region: 470-2272 (600 amino acids)
Biological process (GO): regulation of transcription by RNA polymerase II; leukocyte differentiation
Cellular component (GO): nucleus
Molecular function (GO): chromatin DNA binding
Source: RefSeq, a predicted model, not a curated record